This is a messenger RNA of Aureobasidium musti, 846 nucleotides long. Lineage: Eukaryota; Fungi; Ascomycota; Dothideomycetes; Dothideales; Saccotheciaceae. The record is from the annotation of a GenBank genome assembly.
AUGGAUCACAACCCAGACUGGUCUCUGCCGCGCGAUCGCUGGACAGAGACGAACAUAGAAGGUCGCUACUAUAGGAACUCAUCGCAAUACCAAGACGAUGUACCUGAAUACUCAGAACAACAGUAUCGUUCACCACCAAUGACCCAAUAUCACCCACAAUUUCGUCACAUCAGACCUCAAAUCCACUCUCAGAACUCAGUGCCUUCGUUCAUGGAGUACCAAGGCAGAGCAGCACCAAUCCAACACGCCGAACCCCGAUGUAUCAGUCAACCAGACUUUCAAAAUCUGGAGCGCGAGGAACAAAUGACCCAAGCCGGCCACAAUCAAGCUUUAGCACCAGUCGACAGACGAUGUAGCGAUAAUGACUUCUCAAACGAUUUGGAUUUGACGCUCUUUGUGGCAGCAACAUCUGGGUUUACCCCAGACUCACCUGUACACCGCUCAUUUGGAAACAUGCCGUCAUGGCGUGACCAACGACAAGAACCACGAGCGGAGUAUCCACCGUCGCAACAACGACCACCAUAUACACGAGCGCAUACUUCAUACACCAACAACGCAUCUGCGAGGCACCCUAUACCGUCGAAUUCCACACCUCAUCUGCCAAUCAGGCAGCCGCAGCCUCGGAGUCCUGCAUUCACUCGUCAAGGACCGGACGUAUGGCAAGAACGACUCGAAGCGGAACCAUACGCCUGGCAAGCCCUCGACUAUGGCGACGGGCCACCGCCAGCAGACGAGUUACCCGACUACGAGCAGAGUCAAGCCGAAAUGCAAAACAAGAAUCGAGUCGAAGCUAAGAGGAGGGCAGAAGAGUUGCAAAGAAGGUGGAGGCAACGACACAGUCGUUAA